CGAGGCAAAGUGGGCGCAGCAAUCCAUAAGCAUAAACCCACAUUGAAAUUGUUGCUUGCUGUGCUUCUUGAACCCUCUUUUUUUUCGCGUCGUCAACAUGAAUUUCAAGCCCUCUCCCGCUCGUUCUCAUCAUCAACUCUCGCUGCUUUCUUCCAGAUUACCUGAUUCUCUUAGCUUAAUAUGCUUCAACCUUGAUGUCAGCGAUUUUGAUUCGCCUGCCAUUCCUUUCUUUUCCAUGUCACACACAUGAGAACCAUUUAACCGGUUCUCCCCCAUGCAGACAUUUUCAAGUUAUUCUUGAGGGAGAUAUAGAAAGAAAAAAAACAGUUGUGAAUGUCUGGAUGCAAUAAAUCUCCAAAAAGUGAUCAACAUUCGAUCAAAUAUAAGCGGAAUCAACAUGGGGGAAGUCUUUCCCGUGUGAAUCAUAAGCCUUCUGUUUCCAAUAGUGAGAAUAAGCAGUGCUACACGAGUUCUGAGCCAAAGCCGAAGCACCCUCAGAUACUGAGCACUGCUCAGCUCAUCUCUGCAGUAGGACAGAUAUGGGAUUCUGCGAGUUGCCCACUCUCAGUUUUGCUCCGCGAGGAAAAUGGGAGUCGAGAUGAUAAAGGGUUCCCGAUAAAGAAUAUUCCUGAUGGCAUUCAUGUGGAAAGGAAUGGAGGGGUAUGUAGCUCAACUAACACUAAUUACUUUCAGGUUAAUGUGGGAGCUACAGCAUAUGGUUCACAGAUUUUGCAGGAAAAAAUAGAUUUCCCUACGGUAACACAAAAGGCAUUGGUGCUUCAGUCACGUAAUGGACGUCAGGAGCAUAUUGGUUCUUUGUUCCAGAGAUUUAUGCAGGCCACUGAUAACAGUUUAAAUGAAUAUCGGAAAGAAACAGAACUUGGGACUGAGAAAAUCUCAUUUCAAUCGCGAAAUGUUUAUUGGUGGAUGAGUAGGGAUGCGCCUAAAAGACUUAAAUACCACGUGAAGGCUACAGAUCUUGGGAACAAGAAAGUUAAUUCCCCAGUGGGUGGGGACUGCAUUUCAACAGGUACAAGCACCUUGACGGUGGUUAAUGAGAGUGAUGUUUGCAAUCCCGAUUUAGUUUUAGAUGAAGAUCUACCAUUAUCCAGUGAUACAGCUAUGGACAGAGAAAAUGUUAGCACUCUGUGUUCGGAUUAUUUUCUUCCAGUUUUGCCUGACACUAAUUCUGAUGUUGGUGCUUGGCAGAUCUCAUCUUCUAAUAUCUAUGCAGAUUAUCAUAUUAAAUCUUUGCAUACCCGUGAUAGUGCUUCUAUCCAGUGCCAGCAUAAGCUUGACAAUAAUGAAAUGCUGGAAAUUCAAAGAAGACAUUUUGCGGAUAUAACCGAUGAUGAAGCUAAGGUUCAGAGCUUUGCAGCAACCCCUCAGAAGCCUUGUUAUUCUGUUGCAAAGCAAGAGCAUGCUUUUUCUGGGGCAUUGGCUGGUGUAUGUGUUAGCCUUUGUUUACAUCCAGUUGACACGAUUAAGACGGUUAUUCAGUCAUGCCGUGCAGAACAGAGAUCCAUUGUUAACAUUGGAAAAUCAGUUGUUUCUGACAGAGGAUUGCUCGGACUAUAUCGUGGAAUUACUACAAACAUUGCAUGUUCUGCUCCAAUAUCUGCAGUUUAUACUUUCACCUAUGAAUCAAUUAAAGCAGCUUUGGUUCCUUAUCUUCCAAAGGAGUAUUAUUCUUUUGCCCAUUGUGUGGGUGGUGGUGCUGCAAGUAUUGCAACCUCUUUUAUUUUCACUCCUAGUGAACGAAUUAAGCAGCAGAUGCAAGUUGGGUCGCAUUAUCGCAGCUGUUGGGAUGCUUUGGUUGGAAUUAUCAGAAAUGGUGGGUUUACAUCCCUUUAUGCAGGUUGGGGAGCUGUACUGUGCCGAAAUGUUCCACAUUCAAUUAUCAAGUUUUAUACAUAUGAAAGCUUGAAGAAAGUGAUGCCAUCGUUGUCAUCUACUAUUCAACCUAAUGCAUUUCAGACUUUAUUAUGUGGAGGAUUAGCUGGAUCUACUGCUGCAUUGUUCACAACUCCUUUUGAUGUGAUCAAGACAAGAUUGCAGACACAGCUCCCUGGCUCUAUAAAUCAAUAUGAUAAUGUGUUCCAAGGCCUUUACAAAAUUAGCAAGAGUGAAGGUUUGAAGGGCCUGUACAGGGGAUUGACUCCAAGGUUGAUCAUGUACAUGUCUCAAGGAUCACUGUUUUUUGCCUCUUAUGAAUUUUUCAAGAAAGUGUUUUCUUUGGAAGCAUGCAACCCCACUGGUUCACACGUUCAUAAAUGUUGAAGACUGAAGAAAUAAAAAACAGAGUUAAUGGUGCUUGAACUGAGAUAGAUUGCUGAAGAAAAGGUUAAUGGUGCAUGAAAUGUAUAUUUAAUGCAUGCGGUGGCUUGGCUUGCUGGACCCGAAGGUGCACAAAUACGAGAGAAAAGGGGGGAUUUGUAUUCAUAUGUUCAAGUGAAUACUAAAUAGUUUUGCUCCAGAAAUUAGAGCUUGUGAGUUACAGCUUUAUAGGUCAUAAGAAUAUCAGAAUUUUUUUUUUCUC
Arachis duranensis is the source of this 2539-nucleotide messenger RNA. RefSeq lists its product as uncharacterized. The coding region runs from base 334 to 2280 and encodes 648 amino acids. The record is from RefSeq and is a predicted model, not a curated record. The transcript has 10 exons. Lineage: Eukaryota; Viridiplantae; Streptophyta; Magnoliopsida; Fabales; Fabaceae. Gene Ontology annotation, cellular component: mitochondrial inner membrane. Gene Ontology annotation, molecular function: S-adenosyl-L-methionine transmembrane transporter activity.